This is a messenger RNA of Ceutorhynchus assimilis (cabbage seed weevil), 3045 nucleotides long. NCBI's taxonomy places the organism in Eukaryota, Metazoa, Arthropoda, Insecta, Coleoptera, Curculionidae. The record is from the annotation of a GenBank genome assembly.
ACAACUUUGCAUGCGCACUGACACAUGGCUGACACUGACGUUUAAAGGAUAAAAAUCCAUUUUGCAAGUUUUUUAAUUGUUCUCUAUUUUCUUCUAUAUAGUGAGUUUUUUUACCAUCAGAAUAGGAAAAACCAUUGGAAAAACCCAAUUAUGUUGCCUUUAGUGUUUUUCAGUGAUCCAAAAAUUAUUUUGUGACUGUCCUGGCCGAAUUGUGUUUGUUUUGAAUUGAGGAAAUCCUCCAGAUAAUAUACAGAACUAGUCUCUGGUCUCAAAUAAUGACGUCGACAGUGGCCUCCGUAGCCGCAGCUUUCGUAGGUAACCUGACCAGCACAGUAGCAGUAGUAGCAGCGGCAUCAGAAUCCGAUCAGGUCCACUCAAAACCCUCAGAACCGAUUUUCCUGCAAACAAAACUUACUCAAGCGGUGGCCGGAUUUUUUGUUUGGGCCGCCUUGUUCGUUACCUGUUCACAGAUCUAUCAUCAUCUAAGAUGGUACACAAACCCAGCAGAACAAAGAUGGAUAGUUCGAAUUCUAUUUAUCGUACCAAUAUACGCCACUUAUUCGUGGAUAAGCUUGUUGUUUUUCAACUCUGAAAGCUACUAUGUCUACUUUUUCACUGUCAGAGAUUGUUAUGAAGCCUUUGUAAUCUACAAUUUCUUGUCGCUGUGCUAUGAGUAUCUAGGAGGGGAGGGUAACAUAAUGUCCGAAAUACGCGGCAAACCAAUAAGGUCCAGCUGCAUGUUUGGCACUUGCUGUUUGCAAGGCAAAACGUACACAAUUGGGUUUUUGAGGUUUUGCAAACAAGCUACUCUACAAUUUUGCUUGAUCAAACCUCUGAUGGCUUUCGUUAUUAUAUUUUUACAAUCGUUUGGACAUUACCAUGAUGGUGAUUGGAGUCCUGACGGUGGUUACAUUUACAUCACAAUAAUCUACAAUAUAUCUGUGUCGCUUGCCUUAUACGGACUGUUCCUGUUCUAUUUCGCUACGCGGGACCUUUUGACUCCGUUCGAGCCUGUACUUAAAUUUUGCACAGUCAAAUCUGUCAUUUUCUUAUCUUUCUGGCAAGGUGUUGGUUUAGCAAUUUUAGAAAAAGCCGACAUAAUAUCGCCGUAUAUUGAUGGUAGCGGUACUCGUACUUCUGCUGGUACCGUUUCAGCGGGUUAUCAAAACUUUUUGAUUUGCAUUGAGAUGUUUUGUGCGGCCAUCGCGUUGCGGUAUGCGUUUCCGCACAGGGUUUAUGUGCAAGGCUGCGUCACCGACUCCAGAGGCCGUUCCGUCACUAUGCAAAGCAUUUCCAGUAGCCUCAAAGAGACGAUGAACCCGAAAGAUAUUAUGACUGAUGCUAUUCACAAUUUCCAUCCUCAGUAUCAGCAAUAUACGCAGUACAGUUCGGGUGGUAAAAAUGGUAGAGGCAUCCGCUUGUCUCAGUACGACCCGGACGAUCCGAUGAGCCCUAGCGGAGGCACGGUGCCUCAUUCCUACAACAGCUUGGACAAUCCGCCCAAGCCUCCUCUGAGCGUCAACUCAAAAGUGUCCACCAUUUCUCAAAAUUACACAGAAAAGACCAUGUUGCUUAGCUCCGAUGAAGAAAAUUAAAUGUAAUGUCAAUAUUAUAUGCUUAUUAGACUUAGUAAAUUAUAAUGUUUAAAAAUUUAUUUAAAUAAAAACCCAAUUGAUAUUUUCACUAUUAUGUUUAUUUAUUUAUAAUAAAAUCUUAUAUUUAUAGGGUUACAAUAAAUAAUAGCAAAAGGAAAAUAUUAUUACAACUCACACAACUAUUUAGGAAUCUUUUAUUUUUUUAAUAUAAAACAACAACAAGAAUUUUCAAAGGGUCUUUUUCAAUUUUUCAUCACAGAAUUGGCUUGUUUGUAGAAAAAAAAAGGCCCUUCAAAUAUUAAUAAAUAUUUCUUUUUAAAACAGUGCAAAGAUUACAAUAUAGUGAAUAUAAGAUUGCUUAUCUUGUGCCUCGUAUAAUACGAUUUUUAAGUUGCUCCCACUAAUUUUAUACUUAGUUAAAUAUUAUAUUGCUGAAGAAUAAAAUUCUGAAACGAGUAUUUUCCAGAAGACUUAUCACAGUGGUAUCAAAAAGAGUUAGGAGGGAAUUUAAAAUCCGAUACCCGUAUAUGACUUUAAGGCCCUGAAUAGCUCUACAAACUGACUCUAUACAGCAAUUUCCUAUUGGUGUGUGUCGAAAAUUUCCUUUAGGCAAAAUCUAAAGACUUUUGUAGAGCUAUCGAGUCAAAUUAAUUAAGAAUAGAUAUAAGAAAGUAAUUGGCAGGAUGAUUUAUAGGAAAUUAAAGUUCAAAAGAUAAUAUUUUAAGCAGUUAUUUUUCAGUAAAGGUUCCCAAGUGAGGAUUAAAAAAGUUACAACAGUUUUAACAGAGAUAUAAAGUGCAUUUUCUUUUAGGGCAUCUAUACAUAGAGAAAUUGGUUAACUCGCUAUUUUAUAUCAUAUACAAUAAGAACAAAGUCACUUAAAUAGUGUUUGAGUAGAAAAUCAGUCUCAUUUACAAGCCUUUUUUCGAGCUGCUUAUAGACGAUUGGAUCGAAUCAAUCCGACAUCAUUAUACCACAGCUAAUAUUAUAAUAAUGUUUUUUUUUUUUUUUUAAAUAUUAUCCUCCUCGAUGUAUAUAUAAUAAUUUACAAAUGACUUUAUGAACAACAAAUGGACGAUUUACAUUUAAAAAUCACAUGCAAAAUAUGAUGAGAACAAGAUGAACCAACUUGUAUUUAACAAAAAAAAAAAAUAAUGAGUGAUUGUUGAGCGUUUACACAUCAAUGAUUCCUUAUUCCGAAUUACCACUCUUCAUCCCCAACUCUUUCGGCCAGGUCCGUUCCUGCAACGAAUCCCACUGUUUGUACUUCGUACCGCGGUGGUUCCCAGGUUGCUGCAACUUGCCGCUCAUGCUGGUACUUUUUCGAAUUUCCACGGUUUUCGACGGUUGCAACAAUGGCGAAGUCGCAAGCAUCGGAGAUUCGUCUCCGCUGUCGAAACUAUCGGAACCCGGACUGGCAGUACGUUCGCGUUUCUUCAAACUUUGUUCC